Messenger RNA from Psilocybe cubensis, 3864 nucleotides. RefSeq lists its product as uncharacterized. NCBI's taxonomy places the organism in Eukaryota, Fungi, Basidiomycota, Agaricomycetes, Agaricales, Agrocybaceae. The transcript has 10 exons. Bases 1 to 3864 code for a protein of 1287 amino acids. The record is from RefSeq and is a predicted model, not a curated record.
AUGGUCAUUUGCGAUGCUUGCGAGAAGACAUUCAAAACAAAGCACGCAGUUCGAAUUCACCGCAUCACCUGUGCUGCUGUGCAAGCAGACCUUGAAAAUGUCUGCAAGCCGCUUGAUGUUGACCGGGAUACUGGAAGUGCGAAGCGUGUCAAGAUUGACACCACCGUUAAUCAUGAACUCAAUAAGGAUGCCGAAUGGGAGGAUGUUUCUAUGACCUACGAGAAUAUCGACGACGGUGUUAUUUUGCCUCCAAGAUCUGAUCCCCCUGACCCAUUUCCUGAGGGGUUUGUCCCUCCUCCUACGCGUUUGGGACGUGUACGUAAAUAUCCCAAAAAACAUGUUGACUUUUUACCCAACUCGUCGACCCGUAUACCUCAUAUGCCUCCCCCCAUUCCUCGAGUCCGACGAUCUGCUCCAAAGCCUGUUUCUCCACACGAACUAACUCCGGAGCCGGCUCCUUCUUUUGAACCCACCGUAACACGCACUCUGCCCAACGAGUUUGGUUUGUACCGGGAAUAUCCAACUUUUCCCAGACAGGAGGUUGAUGACUUCGAGGAACUCGACAAUCUUUGCAAUGCACCUGGCUUGGCGACCUCUAUCCCAAAGGAAUCAAGUUCUCGGAUUGCCAAGGUUAUGGGAAUAUCCCUAGACAAAGCUUCUGUGUCCAACCGCUUUGCGCCUUUCUUGAAUGCUACGGUUUUUCGCCUUAUGCAUUGGUUCUAUGGCAAUACUACCCUGAAAUCCGUGGGUGAGCUUGAUCGCUUGGUCCGGGAGGUUCUGCUUGCCGAGGAUUUCUGUGUCAAAGAUUUGGAGAACUUUAGUGCGAAACGGGAACUCGCUCGCAUGGACAAUGCGACUUCCGCACCCGAAAGUUCACAAUCAACGUUCAGACAGGAAGCAGGCUGGAUCAAUGCAACUGUCAAAAUACCUCUUCCUUGCGAGCAGUCGCUACACCCUUCCGAGGAUGCAGCACCAGUCCUUGAGGUACCAAAUGUCUAUUAUCGGAGUUUGGUAGGCACGAUCAAGGCCGCCCUUCAGGAUGAAAGCGCGGAAUCAUGGCAUUUCACACCGCAUCAUCUUUUCUGGAAGCCAUCGCCCUCGAGUCCACCAGAGCGCGUCAUUACGGAGAUCUACAACUCCGACGCAUUUUACGAUGAAUAUGUCGAUCUUUGUAAACAGCAGAAUCAGGAAGCGCAACUUAGCGAUACCCACGAAAUUGCUAUUGUUGCGUUGAUGCUGUGGUCAGACUCGACCCAGCUUGCUAACUUUGGCAACGCAUCACUCUGGCCGUUAUACCUGCUAUUUGGCAAUCAAUCAAAGUACGUACGUGCGAAUCCCAAUAGCUUCUCAGCGCACCACAUUGCGUAUUUACCAUCGCUGCCCAAAACCCUACAAGACAUCUAUAUGAAAGCUUACAACGGUCUGACAGCAACGGCAGCAACAAUCACCCACCUAAAGCGGGAGCUGAUGCAUGCCGUAUGGCUCAUUCUUCUCGACGAGGAAUUCAUGGAAGCCUACGAACAUGGCAUCAUUAUUAAAUGUGCCGAUGGUGUCAUACGUCGUGUGUUUCCCCGGUUUUUUACAUACUCCGCCGACUAUCCUGAGAAAGUCCUUCUUGCCACCAUCCGCUACCUCGCAAAAUGUGUCUGUCCUCGGUGCUUUAUUCAGAAGCGCUGGGUAAGUGGACUUGGAACUCAUGUUGAUCAACAGCGGCGCUCGCACAUUCGCAAAGACGAUCAGCAACGGCGCGACAGGGUUGAGAAUAGUCGAAAGUGGAUCUUCAAACAUGGAAAGGGGGUCAAAAGCACACGUGUCGAAGAUAUCCUUCAGGAUACGUCGGCCGUCCCAACACGGAAUGCAUUCUCAACACGUCUUUCAAAAUUUGGAUUCAAUUUUCAUACCAUGUUUGUACCUGACUUCCUACACGAGUUCGAACUUGGUGUUUGGAAGUCUUUCUUCACGCAUAUGAUGCGUAUUCUUCUGGCCGCUGGUGGCAACUGUGUUCAGCGUCUCAACUGGAGAUAUCGCAAAGUGUCUACGUUUGGCCGAAGCACAAUACGCCGUUUCCACCGCAAUGCAUCGGACAUGACCAAGCUUGCAGCCCGAGAUUUUGAAGACUUACUUCAGUGCUCCAUGCCAGUCUUUGAAGGCCUCCUUCCUCCGGCGCAGGAUAAAUUUAUUCAAGACAUUCUCUUCACAUUCUGUGAAUGGCACGCGCUCGCCAAGCUUCGCAUGCAUACCAACUCCACGCUUACAGGACUUGGUGUCGCCACUCGUCAACUAGGCAAGGAGCUCAGAUCUUUUGUCUCUAAGAUCUGUCCGCUGUACGCAACCAAGGAACUACCAAAGGAGACCGCUGCCCGCGCCCGUCGUGCCGCCAAUAAUGCAAAGAAGGGCAAGCCCACCGCUCCUGGGUCUCUGAAUGCGAAGGUUUCCAAAAUGCUGAACCUCUUCACGUAUAAGCUUCACGCUCUCGGAGAUUAUGUCAAGACUAUCUGGAUGUUUGGCCCAACAGAGGGUUAUUCUACUCAACGGGGCGAAUUGGAACACCGUCGCGUCAAACGGUUUUUUGUACGCAGCAACAAGGGGUCUCAGUUUGAGCGCCAAAUUUCUCGUCAUGAGCGUCGUGAGCAGUUGCUCCGCUCUAUUGCUGCACGGGUUUCAAGACUGGAAGAAAGUGAGGCUAGCGAAAAGGCCAAUUCAACUUCAAAGGAUAAGCAGGCCACUGCACAGCCGUCCAAGAAGCGUCCGAGGGCUUCGCGUGUUAAGAAAUCGUAUAUCAAACCCCCACACAUCGUCUCAGCUUCGGAAUCUGAGAGUCUCCCUCCUAUCUCACCGUCCGAGCACCAUCAAAUAUCGACCAGCAAGCGCCAUAAACUGUAUUUGUUUCAGUUUAUGAACGAAUACUGUGAUGACCCAGCAGUUACGGAGGACUUUGUUUCUAACCUCGAAGAUCAUAUAUUAUCUCGAAUACUUGGCCAUUCGAAUACAGGACAAGUCCGUACAUAUUCAGACCAAGAGCGCGCACAGGUGAACAUCCUUAGCGACCGAAUUUACUUGCACAAAGUCCUGCGAGUCAACUAUACAACUUACGACGUACGACGCGAGCAAGAUUCUAUCAAUCCUCGGAACCAUUGUAAUAUCAUGACUCUCUCUCGGGACGGGGACUCAGGUCGCUCUAUGGCCCACCCUUAUUCGUAUGCUCGAGUUCUUGGUAUCUUCGACGCUGACAUACAGCAUAACGGAGGUAAAACACAACGUUUUGAAUUUCUGUGGGUAAGAUGGUUUGAAGUCGACUAUGCCUUUCGUGCGGGGUGGACUGCACGCCGAUUAGACCGACUCAAGUUCAUUGAUUCGGAUUCCCCGGAUGCGUUUGGCUUCCUCAACCCCUCCGAUAUACUCAGGGCCUCACAUAUUAUUCCGGCAUUUAAUUUGGGGAUGACUGACUCCCUUCUUCCCCCCUCCAUUGCUCGGCAAGCCUACUGGGAAGAUGACAACUAUCCAGACCACGACUGGAAUUUCUAUUAUGUUAACCGUUUCGUGGAUCGUGACAUGUUUGUACGCUAUCUAGGCUACGGUAUUGGCCACAAGGGCACCAACGAGUACACGCGAAGCAUGCGACCGUGGUAUUUUGGUUCCUACUUCAACCUCAGUGAUGAAGAACCUUUAGAUGACGAAGAAGAAGUUGAUUUACCCGUUACAGCUGAGCAAGAGGCUGCCAUGAACGCUUCAGAGUCUGAAAACAGUGACGAGUCAGAGAAAGAAGAUCAAGAUGAGGAGAACGAUGAAGGUUUUGUGGGAGAAGAUGGGGAGGAGCCCUGGGAUAUGGAUGAUACAGAAGCCGUGGGUUUUGCAGAGUUUUAA